This is a messenger RNA of Helianthus annuus (common sunflower), 1577 nucleotides long. RefSeq lists its product as uncharacterized. The coding region runs from base 815 to 1495 and encodes 226 amino acids. The transcript is spliced from 11 exons. Lineage: Eukaryota; Viridiplantae; Streptophyta; Magnoliopsida; Asterales; Asteraceae. The record is from RefSeq and is a predicted model, not a curated record.
AGGGCAUCACUUUCCCGCCCAACAGUACUCUGUCCCUUUUUUUCUUUUAUCUCACUUUCUCACAAACCCUAGAUACAAAGUUUCCUCCGCUCCGCUGCUUCAUUCAUCUCCUUCACUUUUUGAUUUCACUGUAAUCUUCUCUCAACCUCAUCGAUCAAGAAAAUCCAAAAACCCUAAUCUCUGUCGCCGCUGAUCAAGAAAAUCCACCACUAUCUCUUACGAUUUCAUUAACAUCUGAUGAAGGUGAUUUUGUUAUGUUCGUGUAAUCUGUUCGUUGGAUGUGUUUGAGAAUCGGUAUUUGAUUAAAAGGUUGAAACGGUGAGGAUUUGAGGAAAUUUGGGAGUUUGAGAAGCUAGGGUUUGUGGUUUUAGAUGUAAUGUUGUGUUCUAGUGUGUAGGUGAAGGAUCCUGCUGUAAAAUAUACAAGUGGAGACACAAGUUCACCAACUGUUGCAAUGAAGUUCAUACUCAAGCAUGGUAAAAGUGAAUAGGAUACUCAAAUCUCAGACAAGAAAUUGAGAUUUUGAGAAAAUUGAAACAUGAGAAUAUUAUUCAAAUGUUAGAUUCGUUUGAGAGUCCACAGGGUUCUGUGUUGUUACUGAAUUUGCUCAAGUAAGUAACCAGCUCUGUUCUUGAUCUGUUUCUUUUGUUUGAUUGAAAUGGAGAUUGAUCUUGUAGAAUUUUGAUAAAGUGUGGUUGAUUAUUUUUUCGACUCAGUCUUGUGAUUCUCGAAAGGUUGUGCAGAGUAUGAUAAGUGAGCUUGAAUCGCAAGGGGCGCUUCCGAGUAGCAAUUUGAGGGUUUCAUCGUUGGCUACAUGUUGCGGACCAAGGAGUACAUGAUACCAAGAAACUCAAUGUCUUUAUGUUUUUACGACACUCGUGGAUUUUCCAAUAAUUUAACUCAAAAUUUAGAGAUGAUUAAGCAAUGGAUGACAAAAGGCGUCCGUCAUGGAGAAUCGAUGAAAAGGCUCUCUGUUUUGAAAUGUAUGGAGAACAGGCAUGCAGACACACAAUACAUUCAUGCAGUUACUGAAGUUUUCAGUUCACCAUUUUUGUCUUUUAAAGAUCAUAAACAUGUUAUCGCAAUUACACAUGGAGAUCUACUUUCAAUCUCUGAACGUGCGCGUGUUGGUGUUUAUCUAGGACAUCUACUUGGUGUUCAUCCAAGUAAACAAACAUUUGAUGUUCCAGAUAACUGUGAACUGACAACUGAGUUGACUAUCAUUGACUUGGUGCGUUAUGCUCUUGAGCAUGCAGAUAGGAAUCUUCCCUGCAAAUCCAGACUCGCAAUUAGCAAGGUUUCUACUAUUCAACUAUGGACACAUUUGCUACUACUAUUAGUCAUAGGAUUGUUAAUGUUUACAGCCCAUUUUCAUGGAUUCCGUUCUCUGAAACUUAAUCCUGAACCAAGCCUCGAAAUAAAGACAGUUAUGGAAUUUGAUCAAGAAAUCAUUCCCGAACCAGACCUUUAUUUUUUUACUUUUAAUGCCAGAUAGCCAUACCUAUGAAUUGUAAACCUCGAUGAAUUGUAACAAUUUUUCAAUCUUAUUAUAGUGAUAUUUAUUUACGUUUCACUUU